Molecule: messenger RNA, 866 nt
Organism: Conger conger (European conger)
Lineage: Eukaryota; Metazoa; Chordata; Actinopteri; Anguilliformes; Congridae
Gene: rchy1
Product: ring finger and CHY zinc finger domain containing 1
Exons: 9
Coding region: 203-847 (214 amino acids)
Biological process (GO): protein ubiquitination; ubiquitin-dependent protein catabolic process
Cellular component (GO): nucleus
Molecular function (GO): zinc ion binding; ubiquitin protein ligase activity
Source: RefSeq, a predicted model, not a curated record
GUUCAAACAUAUGGGAAAACUAUCAACUUUUAUUUCAAUACAUUUACUCUCAUGUUUCAAUGUUUGUUUGGUAGUGCCCUACCUGUGAUGUGACACCUUUGCUGAGCGGCCUUAUAAGUUUGUUCUCAAAUCGUGUGAGGCUCCAUGUUGUGGGAAGUUCUACGUCUGUCGACUGUGCCACGAUGCUGAAGAAAACCAUCAGAUGGAUCGCUUCCAGGUUAAAGAGGUGAAAUGCUCUGUGUGUAACACAGUCCAAAAGGCACAGCAAGUAUGCAAGGAGUGCAAUGUGAAAUUCGGGGAUUACUACUGUGAUGUCUGUCACUUGUUUGACAAGGAUAAGAAACAGUACCACUGUCAGCCUUGCGGGAUAUGUCGGAUUGGCCCCCGAGAGAAGUACUUCCAUUGUACAAAGUGUAAUCUAUGCUUGGUUAGCGAUCUUCAAGGGAAUCACAAGUGUGUUGAAAAUGUUUCACGACAGAACUGCCCUGUGUGCAUGGAGGAUAUUCACACCUCCCGGAUAGGAGCUCAUGUUCUUCGUUGUGGUCACCUUCUACACAAAACCUGUUUUGAAGACAUGUGUAAAACUGGUGCGUACCGCUGCCCCCUCUGCAUGCGCUCUGCUUGGAACAUGGAUGAAUACUGGGGGGACAUGGAUAAAGAGAUCUCUCAGACCCCCAUGCCAAGCGAGUACCAGGAUGCCACUGUCAAGAUCAUUUGUAACGACUGCCAGUGUCACUGCACGGUGCCCUUCCAUGUCCUCGGGAUGAAAUGCAGCAACUGCGGCUCCUACAACACCGCACAGGACGGGGGACUGGAGCCACCCCCGGCCCCCCCUGCCCCACAGUGACCCGAGCAGAGCACCCCCC